Molecule: messenger RNA, 2329 nt
Organism: Rhipicephalus microplus (southern cattle tick)
Lineage: Eukaryota; Metazoa; Arthropoda; Arachnida; Ixodida; Ixodidae
Gene: ebi
Product: transducin beta like ebi
Biological process (GO): regulation of transcription by RNA polymerase II
Cellular component (GO): histone deacetylase complex
Molecular function (GO): protein binding; transcription corepressor activity
Source: RefSeq, a predicted model, not a curated record
GGUCGCCAUUGCUUUUCGCGGCCGCUGGGCUAUUUCGUUUUGCGGUCGGCGAUGGAUGAUAGUUUGGUUAUUAAAUUAUUUGGUGCUGUGCAACCCAUAUUGGACGCCGUAUACACAUAGUUCUACACAAGCCGUCCGGCACAAGAUAACAGCAACUACGGCGCACCAAUUUCCGCGGUCUUCAUCGCGGCACAUAUUUCAGUCUCCAGCCCGGUUUGACCAGAGUUUGACGGAAGGCACUGAAGGAGUAUUCAUGACGAAAAAUGAGUUUUAGCAGCGAUGAAGUCAAUUUUCUUGUCUACCGGUAUCUGCAAGAAUCGGGUUUCGUUCACUCCGCCUACACCUUCGGCAUCGAAAGCCACAUCAGUCAGUCCAAUAUCAAUGGGGCUCUGGUUCCUCCUGCUGCAUUGCUGUCCAUUAUUCAGAAGGGUCUUCAGUAUACAGAGGCUGAAAUCAGCAUUGGAGAGGAUGGCUCAGAGCGAAUGAUUGAGUCCCUCUCUCUGAUCGAUGCCGUCAUGCCUGAUGUGGUGGCAUCACGGCAGCAGCAGGCCCAUAACAACAAGAAUGCAGUAGUUAAGGCAGAGCCAAGCAACACCAAUGGCGAGGAUACUACCCACAACUUUGGCGGAACAAAUCAUAACGAAGCGAUGGAAGUCGAGGCCAGUGUGGAAAUUCCGAGCAGCCGGGCAACGAUACUCAAAGGUCACGAGUCGGAAGUGUUCAUCUGUGCGUGGAAUCCGACGUCUGAUCUCUUGGCAUCUGGGUCCGGGGACUCGACAGCCCGCAUCUGGAAUAUGAAUGACAACAGUCCCAGCCCUAACCAACUAGUGCUGAGGCACUGCAUACAGAAAGGAGGCACUGAGGUGCCCAGCAACAAGGAUGUCACCUCGCUUGACUGGAAUUCUGAUGGCACCCUGCUGGCCACGGGAUCAUACGAUGGGUUCGCUCGAAUAUGGACGACAGAUGGUCACCUGGCAAGCACUUUAGGGCAGCAUAAAGGCCCCAUAUUUGCGCUCAAGUGGAACCGCAAGGGAAACUACAUUCUCAGUGCCGGUGUUGACAAGACGACCAUAAUCUGGGAUGCAAGCACAGGGCAGUGCACGCAGCAAUUUGCAUUCCACACAGCACCUGCUCUGGAUGUGGAUUGGCAGAGCAACACGAGCUUUGCCUCUUGUUCGACAGACCAGUGCAUUCAUGUGUGCAAGCUCGGUGCUGAUAAGCCUGUCAAGACAUUCACGGGCCACACCAAUGAGGUGAACGCCAUCAAAUGGGAUCCCCAGGGGGCACUGCUGGCCUCGUGCUCAGAUGACAUGACUCUCAAGAUAUGGAGCAUGAAGCAGGACACUUGUGUGCACGACCUGCAGGCACACAGCAAAGAGAUUUACACCAUCAAGUGGAGCCCCACGGGGCCUGGGACAAACAACCCUAACAUGAGUCUCAUCCUUGCCAGUGCAUCAUUUGACUCAACUGUGCGCCUCUGGGAAGUGGAGCGAGGGGUCUGCCUGUACACACUUACGAAGCACACAGAGCCAGUGUACAGUGUGGCCUUUAGCCCAGAUGGCAAGUUCCUGGCCAGUGGGUCCUUUGACAAGUGCGUCCACAUCUGGUCUACACAGAGUGGCAACUUGAUCCACAGCUAUAAAGGCACAGGUGGCAUCUUUGAGGUGUGCUGGAAUCAGCGGGGAGACAAAGUUGGUGCCAGUGCAUCUGAUGGUUCGGUGUUUGUUCUUGACUUGCGGAAGUUAUAAUGGAGCCCUGCUGCUGUGCCUUGCUGCUUUGGAGCAGAGGUGGUUGAACUGUGGAGACAUCCCAGUGAUCGCAGCCCCAGGGUUGGCCCCCAUUUUUGUGCACCUUGGCGAGCGCACAUGCGUGGCUGCAUGGCAGCCUGCUGUUGAAACAUGUUUGUCUGUGUGCCUUGGCUUUUUGACAAAUGCAGCCAGAGCUGCAGGCACUAAGAUUACCCAUACAAAUCUGUUGUUCAUCAUGUUAAGAUGGGAACUGAAGGGGCCCGAGGUGGGUGUUGUUUCGCUUAUUGUAAAUAAUGUUGACGUUUCUAAUGGGAGGAGGGUUAAUCAAUGUAUUCUUUUAACUUCAUGUAGAUACAUUCAUGUGUACAUGAUUCCUCCAAAACAUUGUCGUUUAAUUAAAAAAACGUCGGCCUGUACAGUCAACUGGUGCCGUCUCAAGGGUGCCCAACAGAAUCAGUGUUGCAGGUGUGCAAGGCAGAUAAGAUUUAUUGCAAUUCAUGCUGAGUGAUAAUUGGUAUGCACAAAAAAUAAUGCACCUGCGACUCUUAGUGACCUAAGGCAAAUAAAUUACUUUACCUUGG